Molecule: messenger RNA, 271 nt
Organism: Prorocentrum cordatum
Lineage: Eukaryota; Dinophyceae; Prorocentrales; Prorocentraceae
Source: the annotation of a GenBank genome assembly
GCACCUGGCGACCCCGUCCUCCGAAAUAGACGGCGCUGGCCUGGUCGCCAGCAGCUUCUUCGGGGUCCGAGCCAAUACGGCCACCCAGACGUUCGAGAAGAGGUUCACCUCCAUCGAUUACAAGGUGAAGCGGCAGAAACUCCACCGCGAGGACAUCCGCGACCUGACCGAGCUGACCACUGCGCGCAUGGAGAUCUACCAGCUCGUAGGCACCCUCCUGCUUGCCUUCUGCAUGGGCUGGUACACGGACAGCUCCGUCUGGGACCUGCCG